AUGUCAAGGCUGUCUUCGCGGAUCGUCAAGUCUCUCUUUAUUCUUCUCGCCAGCACGUUCAUUUCUCUAUUUCUCAUUUUUCAUCUGCAUGACAGCGAUUUUAACUUAGUCCCAUCGGUGUUUUCACAUGCCGACGAAUCAUCUGCUCAACCAGCUCAGGGCGUGGAGCUCGUUAUUUCGAGCUUGAAAAAGGAAAAUGCCUCUUGGUAUCCGGUCUAUUUUCCUCGUUGGAAAAGCAAUAUUUAUGUAGUGGACGACCCCGCGGCGCCGUUGACAGUGCCUCAAAAUAAAGGCCAUGAAGCGAUGGUCUAUUUGACGUACAUUAUAGACCGCUACGAUAACCUUCCAGACAGUAGCCUUUUCCUUCACGCAGAAAGAUUCCAGUGGCACAACGACAACCCGGACUAUGACGGAGUUUUAUUGCUACGAAACCUUCAGUUUUCAUAUUUGCAAGCACAAGGCUAUGUCAAUUUGCGAUGUGCCUGGGCAUUAGGUUGCCCAGCGGCCUACCAUCCAUUGAAAGACGAUUCUAUUAGUCAACAGCAAAACAGCGAUGGCACCGGAGUGAUCUAUCUACAGACAUUCCAGGAAUUACUACCAGAGUAUCGGGUCCCUACACAUGUUGGAGUCAGCUGCUGCGCCCAAUUCGCAGUUACAAGGGAUACGAUCCGAAAACGACCGAGAGAGGAUUACAUUCGAUACCGGAAGUGGUUGAUAGACACACCUCUGCAAGAUGAACUGAGUGGGCGGUUUUUUGAGCAUUCAUGGCACAUUAUUUUUGGCAGAGAUCCUGUAUUCUGUCCGUCGGCGGAAGACUGCUACUGCAAGAGCAGGCUGCAUUCCGCCUCGCCCGUGGUGACGGGAUUCCACCACCGUCGUCGAUCCUCAACCAGCGUAUCGCCGCUCCGCCUGGUCAAGGAGGACUCGCCCGAGGCCAGCAGGGCCCAAGGAAGCACCUCGGGCCUGGUGGCCGGAAGCCUCGCGCACCCGACCUCGACGCUGGCCCCGAUCCCCGGCACGCCCGCGGAUCCUCAGGCGUCACCAAUGUCCCUGUCGCGAUCCCCUUCUCCAUUGCCCGGAGGAGGGUGGUCAAGCCCGGGGCUGACUCCAGGAAGUGGUUCUUCGUCGCCUCGUUAUGCGCCUCGCUCGCCUGGCCUCCAGCCUGAGAACCCCUCGUGGGCUGCCGCCAAAGCCAAGAGCGACCAGGUGCGCAGCUAUCCCUCGUUUUCCACUAGAAAUACCGGCUUCUUCUCGCGCCAGAAACGCAAGAUCUCCGCCAGUUUGCCUCGCUUUGCCCUUUCGCACGACUACAGUGAACAAGAGAAGCUGAACCGGGGACGAUCAUGGCCGAGAGGGGACGGGACACUCAAAGGGCGCCUGGUUGCGUUGGCUGCUUAUAUGGCAAAUAAGAGGAGGCUGAAAAUACUGUCCUUUGUGGUCCUCGCAUUUAUAUUAUAUCUCAGUUUUUGGUCGGCUCUGGUCCAGUCGUACCGGGCGUCGUCAUUUGGAGGAGGAAAAAAGGUUGUCAUGCUGAUCGCGUCAAACGUCGAAGGCGGAGUGAUGGAAUGGAAGGGAGCGCGCGAAUGGGCUAUCGAGCGAGUCAGUCUGUCGAACAAGAGGAAAUACGCCAAAAAAUGGGGACACGAGGUGGAAAUUCUCAACAUGGUCGCCAAGAAGCGAUACGCCCACGAAUGGCGCGAGAGCUGGGAAAAGGUUGAUUUCAUCCGGGACGCCAUGAAGAAAUAUCCAAACGCGGAAUGGUUUUGGUGGUUGGAUUUAAACACCUACAUUAUGGAGUACUCCUACUCACUAAACAACCACAUUUUCAACAAUCUCGGCUCCGACACAGACACAUACCGCGACAUCAACCACUACAACCCUCUGAACAUCACCCACCCGCCUACCGAUGCGUACCUCGACCCCGUCACUCUCUCGCCCACGGGGGAUUCGGACCCGGCCUCAAUUAAUUUAAUUAUUUCACAAGCCUGCGACGGGUUCAAUCUAGGCUCGUUUCUGAUCCGCCGGUCUGAAUGGACCGACCGGCUACUCGAUCUCUGGUGGGACCCGGUGAUGUACGAGCAAAAGCACAUGGAAUGGGAGCACAAUGAACAAGACGCCAUUGAAUAUCUGUACGAAAAACAACCGUGGAUCCGCUCCAAUACCGCCUUUGUGCCGCAACGACGCUUCAACUCGUUUGCGCCGGGCGAGUGUGGAAACAAGACCGAGGGCAUCCAUUACCAGGAAAAAGGACGAGAUUUCGUGAUUAACCUGGCCGGGUGCAAGUUACGCGACUGCUGGACGGAGAUUUACUGGUACCGCGAGUUGAGCAAUUGGCUCAAUCGAAAUCCUUGGGAGAUAUUCAAGGACACCACCGCCGAUUUCUUCAACCGGUUGUGUGGGCGAACAACACGAUAUGAAGACCAUCAUCAAUACGUGUGA
This is a messenger RNA of Talaromyces rugulosus, 2439 nucleotides long. RefSeq lists its product as uncharacterized. The transcript is spliced from 6 exons. Gene Ontology annotation, cellular component: Golgi membrane. The record is from RefSeq and is a predicted model, not a curated record. Bases 1 to 2439 code for a protein of 812 amino acids. Gene Ontology annotation, molecular function: glycosyltransferase activity. Gene Ontology annotation, biological process: protein N-linked glycosylation. NCBI's taxonomy places the organism in Eukaryota, Fungi, Ascomycota, Eurotiomycetes, Eurotiales, Trichocomaceae.